ACUGGGAGACGAGCCCCGCCGGACAGAGAGACCUGUGCUACUGUACGCUGCUCGAGUCGAGGGAUCCACUGACACCUGCGAUGAGAUCCGCUCCGAACACAAGGAGGAAGGCGUCCAGGCGGACGACUCACUGAGCUGCCCUCUGAUGACUACACCCUCGCAGGUGUAGGCAGCGGGGCUCCAGUCCAUAGCCCACACCCCGUCCACAGAACCCCACGAUGGCGGCCCUCUCUGGCCCUCUCUCCCUCAGCCCGUCGCUCCAGAACCGCGCGCAGCCCCAGACACCGCAGCGCACGGGCAUGGGGGUGUACAAGGCCAGCGCCCGCAACGACUCCUACUCCCUGGCGCAGCUCAUCCGGCUCGGGGUCACCCGGGAGGCCGUCCGCGAGGUGGACAACAACGGAUGGAACUGCUUAAUGUUGGCGUGUCGUAAAGGCUUCCUGCAGAUCGUGUACGUGCUUCAUGACUGCCCCUACCUGGACGUCAACCUGCAGGACAACGAAGGAAACACUGCACUGAUGAUCGCUUCACAAGCAGGUUACGUGAGCUCUGUAAUGUAUCUGCUCAACUACUAUCCGGGCGUUGACACCGAGAUAAAGGACUGCCGAGGGUUCACUGCGCUCAUCAAGGCUGCCAUGAAAGGCCGCAAUGACAUCGUGGCGAUCCUGAUCAUGGCCGGGGCCGACAUGCACGCCGUCGACUCCACCAAGGGGAAGUGCGCCCAGGAGUGGGCCCAGACCACCGGGCGCCACGAGACCCUUCAGCGCAUCCAGCGCCUGCUGCAGCGGCCCCGGGCCGAGCAGUGCUGCCUGGACUACGGCCCCGAGGGGCCCGGGCUCCAGGCCGCCACCCCGGCGUCCGACCGCGGCGGGGAGAACCUCGCCCGGCGCAUCAAACACACGCUGGGCUGCGUCAGCCCGCAGGAGCCACGGGACGACGGCGCCCUGGACCUCAUGGUGCGCAUGACCAGCGGCGUGCGCAGCCCCCUGGUGGCCACGGCGUGCCGGCCCCUCUGCCCCAGCAGCCCCCCCCAGGUGGGCAAGCGACGGCUGGCGGUGGCGGAGCUGGUGCUGAUGCACACGGAGGAGGUGCUGCGCGACGGCGCUGUCAGCCACAGCGACGCCCCCGAGUCGCCCGACGCGUCCUGCAGCAGCUCCGAGGUGCUGCCGACCGUUUACUGUACCCGCGACGGCGAGCGGCGCGGCAGCAUCCUGUCGCUGGCCUCCACCCGGGUCAGCGCCCUGCUGCCCCGCGGCCUGGCCCGGAGGAACAGCGUGGCGCCUGCCGGCAGCAUCCCCGACAUCAGCGUCAGCCGGUCGGGGGAGGAGACGCCCAAGAAGGAGAACCUGACGGUCAACCAGAACGGCUACCUGGAGCCACCCACCUGGAAGUACAACAAGAGGAAGAAACCCAAGAAGAAGGACGACGACAAGUCGAAGGACGACGACAAGUCGAAGACUCCGUAGCGAUAUCAAAUAGAGGAGGUUGGAUCAACUGCCAAAGUAUCGAAGUCAUAAAUAACAGAACAGAACCAAAGCAUGAUACAGAACGUUUAUGUCCGUCGCUGCUGCCAUUAUUACUUUUUUCUCACAAACGGUUAUUCUCCUAAACUGGUUGGUUUCCUUGAAGAAAAAGCUGUACCACCAAAAUUCAUUUUGUACAGAUUUUUUUAAAUGUUAGAGAGCUUUAAUGUGAACUAUGACUUUCCUAUGGGACUGA
Gadus chalcogrammus (walleye pollock) is the source of this 1719-nucleotide messenger RNA. It is a transcript of the gene ankrd33ab, whose product is annotated as ankyrin repeat domain 33Ab. The record is from RefSeq and is a predicted model, not a curated record. Bases 219 to 1466 code for a protein of 415 amino acids. The transcript has 6 exons. Lineage: Eukaryota; Metazoa; Chordata; Actinopteri; Gadiformes; Gadidae. Gene Ontology annotation, molecular function: protein binding.